Leopardus geoffroyi (Geoffroy's cat) is the source of this 520-nucleotide messenger RNA. Its product is annotated as 60S ribosomal protein L27-like. NCBI's taxonomy places the organism in Eukaryota, Metazoa, Chordata, Mammalia, Carnivora, Felidae. The record is from RefSeq and is a predicted model, not a curated record. Gene Ontology annotation, biological process: translation. Gene Ontology annotation, cellular component: cytosolic large ribosomal subunit; ribosome. The transcript has a single exon. Gene Ontology annotation, molecular function: structural constituent of ribosome. Bases 110 to 442 code for a protein of 110 amino acids.
ACUGAUAUACUCUGUAGCAUCAACAUAAUGUUGUAAGAAAAUGGUAAUUAUCUAAAGCCAGAGUCCCAUCACCGCUUUCAAAACUGCAUGAAAAGAGGCUGGUGUCGAGAUGGGCAAAUUCAUGAAACCCGGGAAGGUGGUGCUGGUCCUGGUCAGAUGCUACUCUGGACACAAGACGGUCAUCAUGAAGAACAUUGAUGAUGUCACCUCAGAUCGUCCCUACAACCUUGCUCUGGUGGCUGGAAUUGACCGCUCUCCCCUCAAAGUGACAGCUGCCAUGAGCAAGAAGAAAAUCGCCAAAAGGUCAAAGAUCAAGUCUUUUAUGAAAGUUUAUAACUACAAUUAUCUCGUACCCACAAGGUAUUCUAUGGAUAUCACCUUGGACAAAGCUGUCAUCCACAAGGAUGUCUUCAGAGACCCUGCUUGUAAACACAAGGCAUGACGAGAGGCCAAGGUCAAGUUCGAGGAGAGGUACAAGACUGGCAGGAACAAAUGGUUCUUGCAGUUGCGGUUUUAAAUG